Messenger RNA from Erinaceus europaeus (western European hedgehog), 3288 nucleotides. RefSeq names its product protoheme IX farnesyltransferase, mitochondrial. The coding region runs from base 380 to 1606 and encodes 408 amino acids. Gene Ontology annotation, molecular function: protoheme IX farnesyltransferase activity. Gene Ontology annotation, biological process: heme biosynthetic process. The transcript is spliced from 8 exons. The record is from RefSeq and is a predicted model, not a curated record. NCBI's taxonomy places the organism in Eukaryota, Metazoa, Chordata, Mammalia, Eulipotyphla, Erinaceidae. Gene Ontology annotation, cellular component: mitochondrial membrane; mitochondrion.
AGAAGAUGGCGGCGCCCUGUUGCGGUUGAGAGGAGAGAGAGAGAGAGAGAACGGAGGGUGCGGGAAGGCGACCCGGCUCGUGCGUGAUGGCCACAUCCCCGCACAAUCUGUCCUCACGCCUCCUGACAGUAGCCAUUUGCAGGGAAGGCUCACAACGUGGUCACCAGUCGUGGUCACCAGUCGCUGUGUCACAGAGCUGAUGGUCCUUCGUCCACUGGUAUAACCAGAUGAACGAGGGUCUCUGGAAGCUGGAGAAGCAGCUACUUAGCCUGGCCACAUGUGCUUAAAUCUUUAGCACCACCGGCAGCAUCCCGGUUGGGUAGGAGGAUGUGUCUGGUAUCUGGAAAGGAGAGCCGUGCAUCAAUGCCCUCAUAAAUCCAUGCAUCUUUUGAGGAGUACCAAUAAACAGUGGAUCACAUUUCGACACUUUAGCUUCCUGAAGCGUAUGUAUGUCACACAGCUGAACAGAGGUCUCAACCAGCAAGCCAAACCAAAGCCAGAACCAGUGGCAGCACCUUUCCUUGAAAAAACAUCUUCAGGUCAUGUCAAAACAGAACUUUAUGACAUUAGCCCUCUCUUGCCCCCAACCAUAUCUUUACCGAGAAAGCCAAAUGAAAAAGAAGUGAUUGAACUAGAAUCUGCCUCUGUAGUGGAAGGCUCAAUAGAAAUGGAAAAACAGAUGAAAGAAGGAAAACAGUGGAAGGAAAUGAAGCUGCAUGUGGAUGAUUUGCCAGGAAUUUUGGCCCGGCUGUCCAAGAUCAAACUUACAGCUCUGGUUGUCAGUACCACUUCAGCGGGAUUUGCGCUGGCUCCAGGAUCUUUUGACUGGCCCUGUUUCUUGUUUACUGUUGCUGGAACAGGCCUUGCAUCGUGUGCUGCCAACUCCAUCAACCAGUUCUUUGAAGUUCCAUUUGAUUCCAACAUGAAUAGGACGAAGAACAGACCUCUGGUUCGUGGUCAAAUCAGUCCUUUGCUGGCGGUGUCCUUUGCUACUUGCUGUGCAGUUCCAGGAAUCGCCCUUCUAACUUGGGGGGUGAAUCCACUCACAGGAGCCCUAGGAGCCUUUAACAUCGUCCUGUAUACUUGCUGUUACACCCCGCUGAAGAGGAUCAGCAUUGCCAACACGUGGGUCGGAGCCGUCGUCGGGGCCAUCCCACCCAUCAUGGGCUGGACAGCGGUUACUGGCAGCCUGGAUGCCGGAGCAUUUCUUCUGGGAGGAAUCCUCUACUCCUGGCAGUUUCCUCACUUCAACGCCCUGAGCUGGGGCCUACGCGAAGACUAUUCCCGAGGCGGCUACUGCAUGAUGUCAGUCACGCACCCGGGCCUGUGCAGGCGCGUCGCCCUGCGCCACUGUCUGGCCUUGGUCGCCCUGUCCACGGCAGCCCCCAUCCUGGGUAUCACCACAUGGACCUUCCCCGUCAUCUCCCUCCCCAUCAACCUGUACAUUUCCUACCUCGGCUUCCGGUUCUACACGGAUGCAGACCGGAAGAGCUCCCGGAAGCUGUUCUUCUGUAGCCUCUGGCACUUACCGCUGCUGCUGCUUCUCAUGCUCACGUGCAAGCAGUUGCCACCCACAGAAUGUGACAGAGGAGGACCUGAGAGUUGAAGUCACACUGGCACAUGAGGAGGAAGAAAAAAAACAAAAACAGCCAACAUCUGAGGAGACGCAUAAUUUUCUUGUUUUUUUUUUCUUUUUUUUUUUUCCUGUCAUCAGUAGGCAAAGCCUAUUUUGGUAAUUCUGGAGCUCGAAAAGAGGAAUCACUGGGUUUGUUUCAAGAUUGUAAAAUAAUCUGGUGCUCACUAAUCAACAUUUUUUUUUAACGAGAAGCAAAACACUCUUUAAAAUGAGAAAUGAGCUGACUCAAUCAGUGCAAAGAGAAUGUUCAUCUCUUUGAGAGCCUUUAUCUCUCUCUCUCUCUCUCUCCCCUCAACAUCACCCCACUGUUUUACUUCUGUCCAUGUGCACGUCUCCCAUGUGCUAUUCUCCACCUUCUCUCAACACGCACACGUACACGCACACACUGUGAGCUGGAGUAGUAACGGGAAAGACUAGGUGAGCCCUGCUCUGAUAGCUCUGGCCUGUCCCCAGGCUGUCCGAGGAUAUGCAGGCUGUGGCCACCGCCUCCCCUUUCCCACAACGUGAGUCAGGGCCCCAGCUUCCAGCUUCCUCCACCGCACAUACUCUUGCAGAUGAUGGCAGAAUACCAAGGAAAGGCUGCUGCUGCAGGACAUGCAGGCAGACAAUUCCAAACGGUUGCCUAGGGAGUCCCAUUGUUGGCCCCUGUCCUCUAAGACCACUAGAUAUCAGCAUUUCAAAAAAAAAAAAAAAAACACUGCAAAGAAUUAAAGAAAUCUUUAUAGUGUUUUUUGUUUGUUUGUUUGUUUUUGGUUUUGUUUUUUUGUCAUUGCUGGGGCUUUACCACUCCAAGUCAACUUUUUCAGAUAGAAACAGUAAGACCACAGUCCCGAAGCUUCCCUCAGGGCUGUAGUAUUUAGGUUAACACAGUGUGUCAGGAGCUCAAACCCGGGGCAUGGGCGUGGCAAAGUGGGCACCCUCCCAGCUGAGCUACUUUACAAUUCAUUUGAAAAUGACAGGAAGUGCCAGAAGCCAUUUCUUUCUGGAAGGGCAGCACGAAACUCAUAGCAGAAACCCCACCAGCUCUGAUCCAAUUCCUGUUCCUCUUCAGUCACUUUUGUAGACUGUCAGCUCUGUUUUACCUCCUUGUUUUAUUUGUCUGUUUCAAGACCAUAUGAGGAAUGAGAUCACAGGGGCGGUGGGGAAGGAGGGACUGAGCUAACCAACCCACACAGUUCCCAUUCUGAGUUCUUACUCCUAUAGCGAGCAACAUUUUCAUCCUGGUGUCUUCUGGACUUCUGGUGGGACUGCUUCCCGUGGUGGGAGUUAAUUUCACAGUAGCCAGGUAUGGCCUCUGCCAUCUGAUAUUUCCUCCAUCUAGUCCACUGUCAAGUCCCAUUUGCCUGAAGGUUGUGGUUUACUCAUUCCCCAAGAGCUCUGCUGCUCAACAGGAAUCCAUGUGGGAGGUUAAGCAACAUUUAAAUACUUGUUGCAAUAUGUUCUUUUAAAAAAAAAAAAAAUCAAAAGCAAUUGUAGAUAGUAUUUGAUCCCUAUUUCUACUUGACUGUAUCCCGGUUCUAUUCUGUGGAACAUGGCAUAGGAGUAUCUGCAGAGAACAUCUAUAACUGAGUGCAGAACUCAGAUUUGUGUAAAAGAAAAAUAAAAAGUAUUGGUUUUCUUUUCCAGCUGCAAUAAACCAAUAUAUAAAAUUA